AUGAAGCUUACGGCAGCCCUCACUACCACGCUGAUGGCUACCAGCAGCUCUGCCACCCUUUUCGACAAGUGGUCUCCAUGGGGCAAGAGAGACUAUGCCUGUAUCAACGUCGUCCAAGGCAUCCCGGAAAACGCGACGAUAGCGGCAGGAACAACGGUCGACAUCGUCUUCGACCGUCACAGCGGCCGCUGCUCUAUCCCCGAUGACGCCAAAGCCGGCCCAUACAACGUGUGGUUAGCGAACAAUCCCGUCAUCGUGCCCAACGGUGUCCACACCGAUUACUAUGCUAAAAUUGCCGGUCCCUUCCCCGAGUCCGAGGGCAGGAUCUCCGUGACAAUCCCGAGGGAUCUGCCUGCGGUCCAGGCCGAGACUCUUUGGUAUCUGCGUCUUGAUACCGAUUUGCCUGAUACCCCCCAGAUGCCUAGUCUUUUCUACGUGCAGGGUCCUUUCAGGAUCACGGAAUAG
Aspergillus ochraceoroseus IBT 24754 is the source of this 465-nucleotide messenger RNA. RefSeq lists its product as uncharacterized. The transcript is spliced from 3 exons. The record is from RefSeq and is a predicted model, not a curated record. The coding region runs from base 1 to 465 and encodes 154 amino acids. NCBI's taxonomy places the organism in Eukaryota, Fungi, Ascomycota, Eurotiomycetes, Eurotiales, Aspergillaceae.